Messenger RNA from Aureobasidium pullulans EXF-150, 1034 nucleotides. RefSeq lists its product as uncharacterized. The record is from RefSeq and is a predicted model, not a curated record. Lineage: Eukaryota; Fungi; Ascomycota; Dothideomycetes; Dothideales; Saccotheciaceae. The transcript has 5 exons. The coding region runs from base 1 to 669 and encodes 222 amino acids.
AUGAAGGGCAUACUCACGAUUUUUGCCGCCUUUGGUCUUCAGCUAGCUAUUGUGCUGGCGCAUACUGUAAUCACAUAUCCGCCAUGGCGUGGCAACAACCUCAUCACCAACGGCACAGAACCUCAAUACGAUAUGACAGCCACAGGAGAGAACUGUGUCGAUGGCCAAAAGACUUUUCCUUACGGUCAGCAGUGGAUGUAUCCAUGUGGAGGCAUGCCGAUGAGUCAUAAAACAGCCAUGUUCUAUGUCAAUAUUGGGAUCAACGGCCCAGGAGAGGUUGCACCACCAAACAUGUCUCAUCCGGUAGUCGCACCUUUCCAAAUCACCGGUCCUACGAAUGUCGAAUACCCUGGCUCUUUCUGUCUACCUCAAGUACCGCUCGUACCAGGCGUAACGUUUAACAUCGGCGACAACGUCACAAUCCAAGUCAUAGAGCUCGCUCAGCACGGUGCAGCCAUCUACAAUUGUGCCGAUGUGACGUUAGCAGACCCAGCCGACGUACCAGAAGUAAACGCCUCGAAUUGCUUCAACUCGUCAGAUUUGAGUUUCCAACUCGUCUAUGCGACUGGAAACCUGAGCAGUAGCGCUCUACCUGCCUUUACGCCACAUUCGCCAAUGUCUCUCACACUGCCAUUGCUUGUGGCCAUCUUCGCGUUCGUAUUGUGGUGAGAAGAAAGAGAACAUGCAAUAUAUUGGGACAGGCGUUUUUGAGAAGAUAUCCAGACCAGUAAUUAUGCUGAAGUCUAUUCGUUCUUUUUGGCUUUUGGAAGCUAGGCGUUUUUGUUCAUACUAUACCAGCCAGCGAUCUCGAUUUUGUUCUCAUAUCCAGUUAAUUUAUUCUGAUGUCCAGCAAUGGAAAGCUUCAAGCAACCUUGAUUAGUGGUUCCAGAAUGUUUUUAACUAGUGGCUCACCAGGUCAGGGACGAUGAUGCUUGUUCGGAAAUGUAGGGUGCAAAGCAGAAGAACCUCCUUCCAUGCCGAAAAGGUGUGAUUGGUGUAUCUCUAAAAAAAAGUUCAACUCAUGCAUCAACCUC